AUGCUGACAGAUGAUAUUUACGAGAGACUAUCCGGGCCACUUCAGCCCAGUCUCGAUUUUUACCAUUCCCUCUUCAAGGGCUGUGAAGGUGGCGAUUAUAUCCAGUGCUUCGACCACAAUCGCCAGAUCCUUAGACGCUUGACCAUGAGCUUCUCCGAUUUGGAUUGUCUACCGCUCGGUCUGUUGCCUGGUCUUGAAGGGCAUUCAGGACAUCAGGACAGUAGCGGGGGCGAAUGCCACAAAGAGAGCCGAACGCCCGCCGCCACGGUGUGCGUCCAUCAUGAUGACCAUGACCUCAGAAGGUUGGGUGAACAAGCGGGCAGCGCUGUCCGAGUAGAGAUUUCGGGACGUUUGGAUAAAGGGAACCGAGAUGGAGAGGAAGAUCAAAUCCGCGAGCUCACGACUGCCACUAUGGGACUCCACAAUAGCACAAUACUGAAGGGUCCCCACAUUUUGAGUGAUACUCAUUCGACCAUUUCAGCUUGGCUAAUCAUAUACAUCUGGUAUAUAAUCGCCUUUGUUUUUAUCCAGCAGACUGUAUCAAAUACUUGGAAACGAGCGUUUAUGCGACUUCAUGCUAUUGAAUUGAAUUGGCGGUCUCGACGUCUGCGAAGUCCAAAGUCAUUGAAGGGUCACGACGACCACGUCGUUACUUGCUUGCAAUUCGCUGGCAACAGAAUUGUAUCCGGUAGUGAUGAUAACACCCUUAAAGUGUGGGACGCAACUACAGGCCAAUGCUUGCGUGUCCUCAUAGGCCAUACGGGUGGUGUGUGGUCCUCGCAAAUGUCCGCAAGCACCGUUAUCUCAGGUUCGACAGAUCGGACUCUUAGAGUGUGGAACUCUGAAACGGGUGAAUGCACACAUGUCCUCUAUGGUCAUACAUCGACAGUACGAUGUAUGCAUCUACAUGGUGACAGAGUUGUGUCAGGUUCACGUGACGCAACGCUUCGUCUGUGGGACAUCACGACAGGGGCUUGUCUCGGUGUGUUCGUCGGUCACGUGGCUGCCGUACGCUGCGUCCAAUUCAACGGCAGAUUAAUCGUAUCUGGCGCUUAUGACUACAUGGUGAAGGUGUGGCAACCAGGGCGCGAAGAAUGCCUUCACACAUUACAAGGCCACACGAAUCGCGUCUAUUCGCUACAGUUCGACGGCACCCACGUCGUGUCCGGCAGCUUGGACACGUCGAUUCGUGUGUGGGACGUCGAAACUGGCGAGUGCAAGCAUUCUUUAACUGGCCAUCAGAGUCUUACAUCAGGGAUGGAAUUGCGGGACAAUAUCCUGGUCUCGGGAAAUGCCGAUAGUACAGUUAAGGUGUGGGACAUUACGACGGGCCAGUGCCUACAAACGUUGGCGGGUCCGUCAAAACACCAGUCGGCAGUCACUUGCCUUCAGUUCAACUCCAAGUUCGUCAUCACGUCGUCGGAUGAUGGUACCGUUAAACUGUGGGACCUGAAAACGGGCGAAUUUAUACGGGAUCUCGUCUGUCUGAAGAGCGGUGGCAGUGGUGGCGUGGUGUGGCGAAUUCGGGCUGAUCAAACAAAGCUGGUAGCGGCCGUCGGCUCGCGGAAUGGCACAGAAGAGACGCAGUUAUUGGUGUUGGACUUCGACGCAGAGGAACCACCGAUGUCCGGCUUGAUAGAAAACAUGAGCGACGACUGUUCAUCGGCAACCCAAACGGCUUCUGAGCCCGGUCCUUCAGGCAUUUCUGCCAUUGGACAAUUGGCGCAGCAGCAAGCUUCGUGGGAGUUUUAGCAGCAACGUCUCUAUCCGCUGGCCGGCUAGGACACGGAACACAGCUUACAGGACGGUUUUUCCCUUUGUAAAAAAAAAACGCAAUUAUAUAUACUUAAUAGUAGUACAAGCAAGAGUGAUUAUGAUUUGAAAGCGUAUGAUAGCCUAACACAAAAAAAA
Messenger RNA from Varroa destructor (honeybee mite), 1911 nucleotides. Its product is annotated as F-box/WD repeat-containing protein 7-like. Gene Ontology annotation, biological process: proteasome-mediated ubiquitin-dependent protein catabolic process; ubiquitin recycling. NCBI's taxonomy places the organism in Eukaryota, Metazoa, Arthropoda, Arachnida, Mesostigmata, Varroidae. Gene Ontology annotation, molecular function: ubiquitin binding. Gene Ontology annotation, cellular component: nucleus; cytoplasm. The record is from RefSeq and is a predicted model, not a curated record.